Molecule: messenger RNA, 1767 nt
Organism: Exophiala bonariae
Lineage: Eukaryota; Fungi; Ascomycota; Eurotiomycetes; Chaetothyriales; Herpotrichiellaceae
Exons: 2
Coding region: 1-1767 (588 amino acids)
Biological process (GO): cell-cell adhesion
Cellular component (GO): plasma membrane
Molecular function (GO): myosin binding
Source: RefSeq, a predicted model, not a curated record
AUGGAACCUCUAAUCUAUGAUGCCUCUCCUCUAGCCGAAUAUCUAGAGGCCGAUGCCAUUCCAUUCGAGACCGCCAGUUCCUCCCCUCCACUCUCACCUUUGAUCAAAACAUUUGCUCCUCGAGGCCUCCCAAAGCUGCGAGAGGGCCUACGAACGAUCCGACAGACUGCUGCCUCGGUGAAAGAUAUCGCCAACGAAGAAUUCUUAGAACGAUUCCGCUACCUAAUUGUUGCUUCCCAGCUGCUCUCAAAUGAUCCUAAGCCUCGAAGGCAACGUCCAAAUGAACAAACGAUCGAUCCUCCACCCCUCUCAAUCAAGGGUGUUCUUAUAAGCGCCGGACUCUCCUUCUCCAUCGCUUGGUUCUUACACACGCUUCGCCGUCAACAACGCGGCCAAACUUCUUUUCCUUUGUCACAAUUAUUGGCCUACGCCACCCUACUAUGCGGAGGUUGCAUAAUAUUUAUUUAUUUUGCUCGGCGACAAUACCUUGAAUUCGUCAGGCAAUCCGCAGGUUCUAUCUUGGGCAAACUCAUCUUGACGUCUCAUGAUAUUGAUGGGGUAGCCAAUGAAGGCUUGCGCUUUGCACAGGAGGUUGAGGUUGUCUCCCGUGGAUAUGAAAUAAGCCUACCUUUACCACCAAUCAGUCGUCUUGAAGAUGGACGCCCAGUUGGACGAUGUCGGGAACUGAGAAGGACAAUAGCAGCCGCCCUGACAGCCAGUAUCAGUCACUGCGUCAGCUCUCACAAUGCCAUGCAAGUUUUCGUGAGAGAUACUGAUUUGCAGAGAUACCAUGACAUAUACGACGUCUCGAUGCAAGAUUAUGCCGAUGCCAUUGCAUUUGCGAACAAAACCGCCGACGAAUCUCAGGACUCCUUGAAGGAGCUUCGGUUCCUGUUUCGUCUGCAUUUUAUCGCGAGGAAAGUCUUUCUGUGUGAUUUACUGGCCCUUCAUUCCGGAUCUACAUGGCAAAACAUUCGUCAGUGGCGUAAUACCCUGCAACUCUUGCAAGACUUGGACACAGCCUUUUCGAAAAUUGCCCAGAGGCUUCAAUCUGCCAUGGCGAGCGAAGCGUUUGUCAAGGACGCCUCGAUUGCAACUUCGGAAGAGACCGAUCCAUCACUGAAUCGAGAUGUCGAAAUUAGAACUCCUCAAAGAUUGCAUACCAAAGCCCAGUUGCGUCGGUUUGAAGCCGUCGCAAAUGCCAUUCACUCCCUCAACGCCAAGAUCCGGUUGUUGAGAGAUGACAUCAAUGCACCUGUUACUCAUGGCGAUGAAGCAGCGUUCAGUACCACCUUAGCUCGUCACUAUGAACACCUGGGUGCUGAUCUGCGGAAUGCCUUGAUUGAGUGGGAGAGAGGUCGAAACACAAUGUUCCUCAACGUUGCUGUCGAAUCUGAAAACAGGCUCUCAAGGGCAUCGAGCAUUCGAUCUCCAGCGUCGCCCUCUCCGAGUAGCCUCGGUGGAAUGACUGUGGUUGAUGGUGGGCCUGCAGAAGCAUUCAAGCUGUUGAGUGGCGAUGAAAAGAGCACAUCUGAUGGCGCUGGGCCCGAUGAAGAAGUCUUUGAAGCAGUGGCAAUGCCUCGCAAAAGGAUGUCUUGGGCUCCAAUGAGCAGAGAAGAAAAGCUCAACAAACUUCAAGAGGACCGGCGCAAGCGAGUAACCAUGCAGGAACAAGCAGACAACACCACUAAUAUGCUGAGAGAGUUACAGAUGGUCAUCAAACAUCGGCCGAAAGCACGAGUCAAUACCCGCAUAACCUCCAUCUGA